This is a messenger RNA of Dovyalis caffra, 825 nucleotides long. Lineage: Eukaryota; Viridiplantae; Streptophyta; Magnoliopsida; Malpighiales; Salicaceae. The record is from the annotation of a GenBank genome assembly.
AUGCAUCUAGCCCUUAAUUGCUUGUUAAUGGUCAUCAAGCACAAUCCUACUUCAUACCUUACCAGAACAGGAAAGACAAUGUUGAUAACACCUAGUUUUGGCUUUCAAACCAGGCUUCUUGAGUGCCUCACCAGAAAGAUGGGUGUCAUUGUUUAUCUAGACACCAUACUAGUCCCUUUGAGUCUCGCCUUCAUGGUUGGUUACCAUGCCUAUCUAUGGCAGUGCUUCAAGAACAAACCAUCUCAAACCACUGAUGGAAUUGAAGCAUUGAAGAGAAAAGCAUGGUUUGCACAGUUGAACGAGGGUGAUGCCAAGACUGGUACGCUAGCUGUGCAAAGCCUGAGAAAUGCUCAAAUGACAACUAUAUUAACUGCUAUAAUAGCCAUUCUCAUAAACCUGGCAUUGGCUGCUUUGACCAACAAUACCUACAAAGCAAGUCAUCUCCUCAAUGGCAGUGCAUUUUUUGGCUCGCAGUCUGGAAAACUAUAUGUUCUGAAAUUUGGGUCAGCCUCGCUAUUUCUUUUGGUCAGCUUCUUAUGCAGCUCAAUGGGACUUGCAUUCUUGAUUGAUGCCAAUUUCUUGAUAAAUGCUGGCUCUCGUGAGUUCUCAUCGUCACCUACGUACACGCAAACAGUAUUUGAACGUGGUUUCAUGCUGGCUCUUAUGGGCAAUCGAGUCCUAUGCAUCACCUUUCCUUUAGUGAUAUGGAUGUUUGGUCCUGUGCCGGUAGCUUUGUCCUCUGUGGCACUUGUUUGGGUCUUGUAUGGGCUUGAUUUUUCUGGCAAGAGCAUUUGUAGUGAAAUGCCUGCUGCCGUGAAGAUAUAA